Exophiala spinifera is the source of this 1680-nucleotide messenger RNA. RefSeq lists its product as uncharacterized. Lineage: Eukaryota; Fungi; Ascomycota; Eurotiomycetes; Chaetothyriales; Herpotrichiellaceae. The transcript has a single exon. The coding region runs from base 1 to 1680 and encodes 559 amino acids. The record is from RefSeq and is a predicted model, not a curated record.
AUGGUUUCACGUGCUGAAGUUGCGGAGCGGUCUCGAGGGCCUGCCUCCGUCGUUUCUCGAACGUCGCGAUCUAGACAUCACCAUCGAAAUAGAUCUCACCAUGGAGGCCAGACCCAGGCUCCUCUGAACGAGUUUCCUUUCUUCUCCCAGUCGGGAGACGUGGAGAUUGUGAUAGCGUGCGAUGGACAAGAGAAGAAGUAUCUAUUACACAGUUUUACGCUUGCACAGUUUUCGAGAUUCUUCGAAGCCAACACGCGUGAAGAAUGGUCACGGACACCAGCUAUUGCGCCUUCUUCACGACGAGAGCAGGCUCUCAGUGUAAUUGGCGAAGAAUCAUCUCAUCUCAGCUCUGCACGCAGUACCCAACAAGCCCGGCCGAUCUCACCUCCUCGACAACGUUGGCGGUUUGAACUAGACUGGGAGAAUCUAGAGGAAGAUGAAGACGAACCCAUCCUCGUCCAAAAAGCGCCUGAAGGAGCUUUGUAUGCCACAUCUCAACCACCCCCGCCACCGUACCAAGCUGAGCCGCAACGAAGACCACGCGUACAGCCUACCCAUACGUCUUUCUUUAGAUCCAUGGCCAGUCUUGCCCUUCCUUCACACCAUGGUGUGUCACAGUCAACAGCUCAGCUCCCUAUGGCGGCAGAUCCAGCAUUGGCCAAUCCUCUGUUGCGCGACUACGACAAUCUUUUUCGAAUCUUCUACAACUACCCUCCGCUCUUGAAUGCAGCGAAUAUCGCGUCUGCCUACUCGGAAUGCAAGGCUCUGCUCAGCUUGGCGGACAUGUAUGAAGCGUUGCCAGUUGUCGGGCCCCGGAUUGACCAUCAUCUACUACGGUUUUCGAGCCGGCUGUUCAAGCAGAUUGCGAAAUACCCACCGUCAUAUCUGAAAUUGGGCUAUCUUGCACGGAGUCGCAUAAUCUUCUCCGAAGCGCUCACACAUGUUGUUGGCCAGUGGCCCGCAGGACUGCCGUACAUCAAAUCUCCUGACCCGAACGGCAGCGGCUAUGAAGUCCCGCAGUCCGUGAUUGAUCUGAUCGAGGACAAAGUGGACGAACUCGAGGAGUUGAAGUUGCGCAUUGAGACGAAAUUGUUCAGAUUGACGCUUACCACGAGCCGCGGGGAACGAGUCAAUCCAGUGAACGACUACCUAGGCUGGCUGGCAAUGAGCUUGUGGAGGCAAUGGCUAGCCGAAAACACAACGCCUGAAGUCCGAGGCAUUCUGAAAAACAGUCCGUCUUCGAGACCAGGGAGCGCGAACACGAAUGUGAAUGUUCCGUCGAGAGGGUCGGGAGGUAACGGUACCACGGCAGGAGGCGUACUGACUUUAGCCUCCCAUCCACCACCUCCGGCCCCUGUGGCUGUAAACACAGGUCGAAUAUUCAGGAUGAUCGGCUCCACGAACCCAGAUGCGUUCUUGCCACAUGACGAAUUGAAGCGGUUUCUCAAGAUCCAGCCCCCGGGCCACUCUAGUAGCUCGGCAGUCUACACUCGAGACAACCUUAGACGGUUCGAGCGCAAGGUUGACGAAAUCAAAAAUGUCGCCAGGGACAUUGUGAAGCCAUUGACGAGGAAUUGUUUGGAACUCGAUAUACGGAGUUUGAGUGACGGACAAGGUGGCGGGUUAGGAUACUUGACUUGUAUGAGGUGUGAAGAGGAAGACAUCCCUUGGGGAGUGUAA